AAGCCCUGGCCUCGCCGGGAAACCGUCCAAUGAACGUCAGCACGGAACGCGGCCCCUUGUCGGGGCGAGGUCGCCAGAGAACUACUUCCGGAGCCUGGAGAACGUUUAUUCCGUGACCAGGGGAAACGGUAGCCAUGGCAACGCGUUUCCCCACUUUCCCGGGUGGUCCGCGCGGGAUCCCGUUGAGAAUGAGUCUAGCGCGAUGCUGUUCGCCAUCAGCUUUCUACGUGGUCGUGCUGCUCGGAGGAGGGAAGCACGCGAGAGGCGGAGAAUCCUCCCGGGGAGCUUCCGUCGGGGUGGUGAGGAACUGCAGUUCCCGACAUGCAACGUGCCAGCGGUGACACACUAGGGAAUGCUGGGAAUUGUAGUCUUUGGCCUCUGGAGCCGCUCGGUCGCUUGACCCUGGCUUCCGCCUUUUCCUGGCGGGUCCCAGUGGGAACUCAGCGAAACUUGAACUUCGAAUUUGUUUUCAGAUGGUCAUAUGAAUUCCUGAAGACAAGCUUUUCAGUGACAGUCGAUCAUAAUUUUUUACAACUUCCCCAAAUGAGUCCUAACUUAAACUGCAUUGUUUUCAACUCUGAUCUCUUGGUUGGCAUCUCUUAACGUCAAAAACAUCGAUAAGAAAGAAGCCAUUUUGGAUUCCAAUCUGUUUGUAACAAACAUUUUUAGGAGGAAGUCUCAGAAGCAGUGGAGGUGGGGGGCUGCACCAGGAAAAAAAUUGUGAUAGUCUAACCAGGAAGCCAAGGCUGAGCAAAGUGAAAUGAGCCGGGAGGCCAAUGUGAAUGUAAAGUGUGCCCGAUUUGUUCUAAAGCCCCAGAAACCCAUUCAGCCUUAUAUCUGCUGGACUCUGAAUGAUUGUCAAAAAGAGAGAGACUUUUUGGACAGCAACAUCUUCCCUCAGCUGAACAAACUCUGCAAUUCCCGGGGCACCUACUUCAAAGCUGUGGACCUGAGGUGGUCAGGGUUGAAGACCCAGGCACCUUUCCUUUCUAGCCGCUUUCGACAGCAUUCUUGUCUCCACUCCCAGCACCUGAAACUCUGUCUGGAUUAUGUGAACAGCUGCUUUCCCUUUUUCAUUUGUGUACUGGGUCACACAUACGGGGACUUUUGUGCCGACUACUCGCCUGUCACCUUCUCCAAAGCAACUGACUUGUCAAAUUUAUCCAUUGUAGAACAGAAUCUCUACGUGGCUGCUAAAAAUGGCUAUCCUUGGGUCCUGGAGAAUCCCAACUGCAGCCUGGUGGAGUACGAGAUUAUCCAGGCAGCCUUUCUGAACGAGUCUCAGUUCCAGUACUUUUACUUUAGGGUGGAAGCCACACUGCUGAAGACUUUGGACAAUGACAAGGAGGAGACUCUUCCCUCCAGCUCCCUGACAAGUGAUGAGGAGAAAGUAAAGAUUGAAAAGUUGAAGGCCAAGAUUACUAGCAGAGGGCUCCCGGUCAGGUUUUAUAAAGAUCUCAGUGAGUUGGGUGAGCUGGUUUUCAAGGACUGGUUGGGUGUGAUAGAAAAACUUCACCCAACCUCUCUGAUGACUGAACAUACAGACUACAAGCACAACUUUGAUCGUUUCUACCAUGAAGAGUUUAUUGAGAAAUGCAAGCGAGUAUUUGUUGUUUCCAAGGAGUCGAACAGGAUCUUUGACAUCUUGGAAAGAUUUGCCUUAAAGGAUAUGGAAUUCGAUUUUAACAGGGCGGCUUCAGGUUCCAGUUUAGAGUCUAUUCUCAGAAUAAAUUCCCUUCCGACUUACAAGUCCAUUUUGCUCUUGACCGGAGACCGCGGUUGUGGGAAGUCCACUCUGAUUGCCAGCUGGGUGAAUGAUUUCAAGAAGAAAUACCCGGACGUGCUGCUGAUCUCUCACUUUGUGGGCAGCACCUGCGAAAGCUGUGACAUCAUGUCUGUGAUAUAUUACUUCGUCACAGAAUUGCAGCAUGCACACUAUGGUACCCAGCUCGAAACGGAUAUUCUUAAUGAAGACUCAAACAUCUUGGUCUUUUCACUACUUGUAGAUGUGUUCAUUGCUUCCAUCAGUUUAAAGCCAUGUGUACUCGUACUAGAUGGAAUUGAAGAGUUGGUUGGCAUUUAUGGGAUUUCAGGACAGAAGGCAAAAGACUUUUCUUGGCUGCCCCCCUCAAUCGCACCUCAUUGCAAAUUUAUCAUGAGCACCGUCUCCUGCAGCCUGUCCUACAAGGCGCUGUGUGCCCGAUCAGAUGUAAAGAUGGUGGAGCUCAGUAACACAGGAGACAGCGAAGCAAAACUCAACAUCUUUUGCCAGCACUUCUCCAUUCCCCACAACAAAAACCUCUUUGAGCGGACCAGACAAAUUCUGAAGAAGAAACCCAACAUGAGUCCUUUAAAACUCACAAUCCUAGCAAAUGAAUUGAAAGAAUGUAGAAUCUACCGAGAUGAGUUUCAAUGUCUGAAUGAGUACCUGGAGGUGAUCUCACUUCAGGAGCUGUGGGAAUUGAUUCUGAAACGCUGGACUGAAGAUUAUAGUUGGACUUUUAAACAAACAAGGGCAAAUUCAGACACUGUGGCUUCAGGAGAAGGGCUGAACGGCUGGGUGGCCGACGCUCUGUGCUUAUUGAGCAUCUCGCAUGGCGGGUUGACCGACGGUGAGUUACUCCAGCUUCUGGCCAUGCUGGGCUAUAGGAAUCGGCACAAGGUGACGAUGUUGCACUGGGCUGCCUUCCGCAACGCUGCCAGGCAGUGGGUCCAGGAGAAGCCCAAUGGCCUCCUGUACUUCCGGCACCAGUCCCUGAGAAACGCCGUGGAGCACAUGCUGCUGGGUGUGAUCAUGCCUGUCAGAGAAAGCAGCCCCUACUCCUUUCAGAACCCCACAAAUCACAAGAAAAUACAAUUUCAUGGAGCCUUGGUCAGAUACUUCGGGCAGCAAACUGCAUUCUGGAGGGUGUAUCAAGAGCUGCCAUGGCAUCUGAAGAUGAGCAGCUGCUGGGAGGAGCUGAGCAGCUUCCUCUCAAGUCCGAGCAUCACAGACCUUCUGUCAAAGAUCCAAAGCCCGAGCUUCUGGACAAGGCUGCACCUUGUCCACUACUGGAACGUGUUAUUUGAAGCUGGAUAUGAUGCCACCAGGGCCUAUUUAUCCACCGUGGCCAAGGUCAAGGCAGACGGAUGCCACAAGAUGAAGAAGAAAGGCACGCUGUCAGUGCUGGAAUGCAGGCUCUUUGAGGUUACUCCCACUGAUAAAUGCCGAUUAUUGUUCUUUAUUGGGAGAUUUUUGAAGUUCAUGGGCAAGAUCAAAGAAGCAAGAGAAUUAUUCUUGGAUGUCGAGGACAUGUUAGUGAAGAUUCAAUCCAUGAGGGAAAUGCUCGUCAAGGUGCAGAACACUAUUGGAGAACUCUACCUGGAGUUAGGGUUGACCCAGGAAGGGUUCCAGUAUUUCCAGAAAGCAUGGUUGAAAAUGAUGGAAUUUUCGUCAAGCAACUUAACAGACAACCAGGACUUAGUGAAGCAAAAAGGCAAAGUGCUGAACAACUUGGCAAAGUCAGCAUCUGAGGAGUACUUGAAAGAAAACAACAUUCUGGAUUAUGUUACUGAUAUUUCCAGCUUGUUGGACAACAACCCCCGCGACCAAGCUGACAUGAAAUACACCGAAGGUGUCCUGAUAUUAGCAACUGGAAACACUUGUCUUGCAAUGACAAAAUUUCACGAGUGCUUAAAUAUAAGAAAAAGUUUGUUUGGCGAGAAGAACAUGCUAGUUGGAGAAGUUCUGGAAAUUUUAGCUGAUUUGCUGUUUUUUCCACUAAGAGAUUAUCAAAAAUUCAUAAGGAAGAAAGCGAUUGAAUAUUAUAAACAAGUGAUAGAUAUAAAGGAAAUCGCAUGCACUCUCACCAACUCUUUGCUCAUCAAGAAGCAGCUGGGCAUCAGCCUAAGCGAUACCUUGUGUAAAUUAGCAGGUCAAUUAUUGAUCAUUGACACAGGCCAUCCUGCCAUGAUGGAGGCAGUGGGCUAUUUGUACAGAUCACUCGAUCUAAGGGCGACCCAUCUGGGACCUGCUCAUUCAUCCAUCCACGGAAUCCUGCAUCUUCUGAGGGAAAUCGAGCACAUCCGAGACAGGAGAUGUUGGCCUCAAGGCCUGAGCCAGCACUGCUCCGCGGGACCUGGGGGCAGCGCCGCUCUGUGGGAGUACUUGCUGAAGCUGAGCUAUCACAGCACCCAGGGUUCCCCUCUAAUCUGCUCCAUCCGGGGCAUGAAUGUGGACAUGCUGCACAGGGAUAAAAGCACAUCCGUGACACCUCCUGCAGUUCCAGAUAAAUCACCCCACAUGGUUUCAGAUAAAUCAAAAUGCACUUCUGGAAAAGGCAAAAAAGUCUUGAGACCCAUGAUUUCCAUUUCUGAUGAGGAAAAGACCCAACGGAAGAUGCAAAAUAAUGUUGAAAUAUGGAAAGGCUCAGAAAAGGAAGCAUCAAAGAAAAAGAAAAAUUAUUCCUCUAAGAUGUUAUCUUUGGGUAAAAUGGAUGAUGGUAUAAAGCUUUUACCACAAAAGAUUUUGUUAGGUAAUAGUGAAAGUGGAAAAGGCCAAAUUUCCACAAUUUACCAGCAACCCUUGCUGGGUGCUGUUAGCGUAGAUAAUCCCUGGGAAUCCCUAUCUGACCUCAUCUCAGAAAAGUGGCUUUUUCAUACCCCAGACUACAGUUCGGCUUUACAGAAGUGUUUUUUGCCAAGAAGAUCUCAGCUGGAAACAAAAUUGUUGAAGAUAGCAAAUGAUUUUAAUAAAGAAUAAAAAUGAU
Molecule: messenger RNA, 4748 nt
Organism: Talpa occidentalis (Iberian mole)
Lineage: Eukaryota; Metazoa; Chordata; Mammalia; Eulipotyphla; Talpidae
Product: putative tetratricopeptide repeat protein 41
Exons: 17
Coding region: 761-4741 (1326 amino acids)
Cellular component (GO): Cul4-RING E3 ubiquitin ligase complex
Molecular function (GO): protein binding
Source: RefSeq, a predicted model, not a curated record